Messenger RNA from Caenorhabditis remanei, 921 nucleotides. RefSeq lists its product as uncharacterized. The record is from RefSeq and is a predicted model, not a curated record. NCBI's taxonomy places the organism in Eukaryota, Metazoa, Nematoda, Chromadorea, Rhabditida, Rhabditidae. The coding region runs from base 1 to 921 and encodes 306 amino acids. The transcript has 6 exons.
AUGAGCGAUUAUCAAAAAUUUCCGGUACAUAAGUCUAUAGUAAUCACUAACUUCUUACAAUUUCCAAGUCCUGAAUUCAUUGCGUACAAUUUACAUACAAUUGAUGAUUUCGAAUUUCUGAUCGCCGUGAAUAAACGAGAUGAUUCUUCAGCUGAAAUUUUAAUUCAUUUGGAUGCUUCUAACGAAAUCAAAAGAGUGAGAGCUCGCUAUUUCCUGGGGAUGUUCAAUGAGACAGACAAAGAACUUAUAAGCUGGGAAGAAAAAAAAGAAGCUGAUAUUGCUGGAUUUCUAUGCGUUAAGCCGUGGACGGUGCCUCAACCGAAUAAGUCAUUUACUUUCAAAUUUGGUUUACAUGUCAGUGCGAUCAUGGGAAUGGACAAUGUUUGGAAGUUCAAUUUCUAUGAUGCACUAUUCAAUGUUGAAAAUGAUUCAAAAAUGAUAGUUUUCAAAGAAAAAAACAAUCAAAAAGUCCGCUUGUAUACUCAUAAAAAGUUGAUGAUGUUCCAUUCGAGUAAACUGUCAAUAUAUCGAAACAAUUUGCAUAAUGAAAAUGGUUUUAUAAUGCCAGCUUGUGUUUCUAUGAACAUGCUUGAGAAAUGCCUACAGAUUGCGCACGGAGUUCAAGUUCAUUGUUCAGUGGAAGAUCUUAAAAAAAUAAAUCAAAUCGCCAAGUUGUUAGGAUUGAAAAAUGUGACCAAGUACUAUGAACGUCAACGCAUUGAAAAUUUGAAUCAAGUAAAAGUAACAGAUAAAGUGUUCCACUCAAUGUUCAUGCGGGAUCGCCGACAUUUACUGGUGCACCUGCUUAAAACAUUGAAUUCGAAUAAAGAGCUGAAGAGAAUCCUGGAGACAAUGGAUAUUCAAAAGAUGAAUUCUGAGUCCAUGAAGAGAUGUGCUCACUUUUUCUUUCGUAAUUGUUGA